AUGCCAUGUCGACUCCAGCCGUACAUCUGGAUUUCCGAUGAUACUCUCGCCGCCGCCUACCGUCGCUUCGCCAACACAUGUCUGGUGAACCAUAACCAUACCGACACCAGGCGCCAUGGCAGCAAUGUCCCGGGGCCAUUGGAGGCCCGUCGUCGCCUUACUAGAAGACGAAUGGCUGGUCUAAGUAUGGCCGGUCCCUCUCCAGGCUUGAUGCCUGACUUUGGCGCUCUUUUCGGCUCUGGAGGUGUCGACAUGACCUCGUUAUGGGUUCCACCAAGCACCGCACAGUCGCGUGCUCCAAAUCUGGCAGACUACACUGCUCCCACUCCGCCCAUACCUCGAACAAUUCCUACACCUCAGGAGCCUCGCGCCGCUCGUGCCGUCUCAACACCGCCCAGAUCCCCCCAACCGGAACCAGAGCGUUCUUUGCACGAGUACACAGUUCUACUGGCUUCAUGUCGCACCUUGGACUCGCUGGCUCGAGCACAUACGAGCAUGCAUUCGGAUUCUGAUGUUUCAGAGAAUUUCAGCAGAGCUGCUCUUCACUCCCUCUUGAAUCAAUCCACUCCUGAUCAAAUUCUGGCCUUUCUGCAGAGCGACUUGGACCAUGAAGACGCCUUCAACUGCCAUACCUACCUCACCCAUCUCUUCGCUACCAAUGGCUACCCUGAUGUCGCGCUGGACUGCGUUCGUCUUGUGUGCGACAAAAUUGCCUUGAGCUCUAUGCCAAUGAAGGAGUUAUCAGACAUUCUCAAUAUGCUCGAGCCUGCUGCAGGAGUUGAUGAGCAGCUGUUAUUGGAAGCCAACGCCAUGCUUCAUCAAUCCUUGGUGAAUGCUUUUGCGCCAAACGCACCUCCAGAAAGCCUUAACACCAGAUUGCUCAAGAAUGCACUUUCUCUGCGUCCAUCGCCAGAUGUCUCCAAACUCAUAUCUGCGGCUCUCCCACUUUGUGGGCGUAGCAAGGCAAUGAGCAGACACCUUCAGAAGGCCAUCAUGACUCGAACUACGCGGUCCGGCUCAUCAGACGAGCUGAUGCCCAUCUUGAACACCAUUCCCUCGGAAAAGUUCGAUCGCGUCAUAUUUCUUGCUACUCAAAAAUUCGUCAAAGUUCUCUCUGAUCCCACCGUUUCUCGCAACAAGUGUAUCAAGAGGCUCGUAUGCUGGCUUGAAGACCUCUAUCUCUUCCGUCCCUCGAUCUUCCAACCUCACUCAUCAUGCGCCCUUCUUCUUUACCCUUUUCUCGCUUCCAGGUUCACCAUCGCCGAGCUCGGCCCUCACAUCAGGUCCUUACACCCCGCAGACGCCGCUAUUAUCGUGUUACACAAUUGGAUAAAGCCGUCUAUAGUUGAGGUACCAGACCCUGAUAUGACAGAACCUGAGAUGGAAGAUUCUAUAAGCAAUCAACCGUCUGCCACAGUGCGCUAUCUUCCUUUGCAGCCUUCACUGGCCACAGCACGCUGUCUUCCUUUACAGCCUCCGCCAGCCGUUCACAGUCGACACGACUUCAUGGACUCAUUCCAGACCUAUGGAUUGCGAUAUACUAUGUCUCGAUCUCCCGAUCAGUCUCUCACUCACCGAGCAACUCUUUCAACACGCCAAGCCCGGUUCGACACAAUCGCAUCAACUCUACAUGAACGUUGCAAGCCAUAUCGUAGUGAUGUCUAUCCAAGUCAGGGAGGAGCUUGGCUUCAUCUUUCANUGUUACUGAGAGAUAAUCAGAUCGAUUAUGCUGGUUGGCUUAGUGAUCUGUUUCAAGUGCUCAAGCAUCACAAGUCACCUGUGUGGACAUAUUAUCUCUUUGCGAAGCUCACUACCAACGACGUUAAUAUCCCUUAUCCGGUGGCCGUAGAUGUUAUGCGACAUUUCAUUAACAUCGACAAAACACAAUGGGCAUUGGAAGUCUUCAAUCGCGCAGAUAGCCAACAAUGGCUUUCGAGCAUACCCGAAUUGCUAUUUGCUCUGAUCGACAGUCGCCCGAUUGGAUCAGAGGACGUGUUCGAUCUACUGAAUCGACCAGACUAUGCCAAUUCUCUGCCAAUGGAUUUGCGGUCGGUGACCAAAAACCCUCUGUCGCAAGAGAGGGUGCAGUUGGUGCACCAUGUUGCUUACGCCAUGGCCAAGUCACCAGUAAUAACACCAAGGAUGGCCUUUAGGAGGGUAUGCGAUUGCUUGAACUAUCUUCACGACCGAGGCGCACCACUUUCAAGCCUAAUGUCCCGGGCUCUUGUCUAUGCUGGAGUGACUCGCCCUCUCAAAGCAGGAGAUUGGCUCAGCACGGAGAAGUUCCAAUGGAUCCUGCCAUUUGUUCGCCGCUUGGAAGGUGAUGAAGUGGCGGAUAGGCUCGACGAAGUGGCUUUCACGCUCAGGAGUGAGAACCUUGACUCGAAUAGGACAAAGCUGAAGCCAUUGGAAGACAUGGAACAAGAAGCAGAUCAAAUUGCUUGGGAGUAUCGAAAGCAAUUUGGUCACGCAUCUCAUCGAUGGAAANGGAUAACAGCGCCACACAAACCUGGCGCAGCUAAGCAAACCCGUCGAGCCCAAGCGCGGCGAGAAUUCCUAAAGAGCACAACAGUUGCCAAUGAUUGUACAUGUUUGUAG
Molecule: messenger RNA, 2598 nt
Organism: Aureobasidium musti
Lineage: Eukaryota; Fungi; Ascomycota; Dothideomycetes; Dothideales; Saccotheciaceae
Source: the annotation of a GenBank genome assembly